UUUAAGAAGUUCCAUGGCCGCGCCUUCGAUGACCCCUGUGUGCAGAGUGAGAGGCCCAGGCUGUCGUAUAACCUCCACAAACUGACCAAUGGCAGCACAGGAGUCAAGGUGCGUUACCUGGAUGAGGAGAAGGUGUUCACCAUUGAGCAGGUCACAGCCAUGCUUCUCACCAAACUCAAGGAGACUUCCGAGAGCGCGCUCAAGAAACCAGUAGUGGACUGUGUCAUCUCCGUUCCUAGUUUCUUCACUGAUGCUGAGAGGAGGUCAGUGAUGGAUGCCAGUCAGAUCGCUGGACUCAACUGUCUGAGACUCAUCAACGACACAACAGCAGUGGCCCUGGCGUAUGGCAUCUAUAAGCAGGACCUGCCGGGUCCAGAGGAGAAGCCGCGUAAUGUGGUGUUUGUGGACGUCGGACACUCUGCCUACCAGGUGGCCGUCGUCGCCUUUAACAAGGGCAAACUCAAGGUGCUGGCUACAGCCUUCGAUACUUAUCUGGGUGGGCGUAACUUUGACGAGGCCCUGGUGGAGUACUUCUGCGGGGAUUUUAAGAACCGGUACCGGCUGUCUGUGCGGGAGAACCCGCGGGCCUUGCUGCGUCUGCACCAGGAGUGUGAGAAGCUCAAGAAGCUGAUGAGUGCCAACGCCUCGGACCUCCCCCUCAACAUCGAGUGCUUCAUGAACGACAUCGACGUCACCGGCAAGAUGAACAGGGUUCAGUUUGAGGAGCUUUGUGCCUCUUCCCUAAUGAGGGUGGAGGUCCCUCUGAAAGCCGCCAUGGAGCAGUCAAAACUCAGCAGAGAUGAUAUCUACGCCGUGGAGGUUGUGGGUGGGGCGACUCGGAUGCCUGCGGUCAAGGACCGGAUCUCUCGGUUCUUCUGUAAGGACGUCAGCACCACGCUCAACGCAGACGAGGCAGUGGCCCGGGGCUGCGCCCUACAGUGUGCCAUUCUGUCUCCAGCCUUUAAGGUGAGGGAGUUCUCCAUCACUGAUGUGGUUCCGUUCCCGAUCACGCUCCGUUGGAAAUCCUCAAUGGACAGUGGAGUCGGUGAGUGUGACGUGUUCAGUAAGAACCAUGCAGCGCCCUUCUCCAAGGUCAUCACCUUCCACAAGAGGGAGCCCUUUGACCUGGAAGCGUUCUACACUCUCCCCCAGGAGCUGCCCUAUCCCGACGUCAGAAUAGGGCGCUUCAUGGUGCAGUGUGUGGUGCCCCAGGCCGACGGCGAGAGCUCCAGGGUGAAGGUGAAGGUGCGUGUGAACGUCCACGGCAUCUUCGGCGUCUCCAGCGCGGCGCUCAUCGAGCGGCAGAAGGGCGACGGAGACGACCCGCAGAUGGACACGGAACCCACGGUACAGAACGAAGAACCGAGCCGGAUGCAGGUGGAUCAGGAGAACCCGGAGGUUCCCCUUGAGGAGGGGGCGGUCCCUGGCAGUAAGGAGGGUGUGUCUGGCGAGCCGGUUGCCGUGGGAACCAAGCCCAAAGCGAGAGUGAAGAGUGUGGAUCUGCCCAUCGAGAUGACAGGCAGCCGACAGCUGGAUCGGCAAACACUAAACAACUUCAUAGAGUAUGAGGGGCAGAUGAUAGUCCAGGACAAGCUGGAGAAGGAGCGGAACGACGCUAAGAAUGCUGUGGAGGAGUACGUGUAUGAGCUGCGUGACAAACUCUGUGGGCUUUAUGAGAAGUUCAUCAGUGAAGAGGACAGCAGGCGUGUGACUGUGAUGCUGGAGGACACUGAGAGUUGGCUCUAUGAGGAGGGAGAGGACCAGACCAAGCAGGUGUACCUGGACAAACUAGUAGAACUGAAGCGCUUCGGAGAGCCCAUUGAGGAGCGGCACCGUGAGGCGGAGGAGAGGCCGCGUGCGUUUGAUGAACUGGGCCGAAGGAUCCAAACUUUCCUGAAGGCGGUAGAGGCCUACAAACAGAAGGACGAGCGCUACGAUCACCUGAGCGCAGAGGAGAUGGUUGCCGUGGAGAGGAAGGUGGGCGAGGCCAUGGGCUGGAUGAACGCCAAGAUGAACGCCCAGAGCAAGCUGCACGCCACCCAGGACCCCGUCGUCAAGGCAGCGGACAUCAUCUGCAAGAUACAGGAGGUGGAGGAUGUGUGUGUGUCUGUGGUGAACCGGCCAAAGCCCCAGGCAGAGGAGCCUGCUGACAUGACGGAGCCCUUGGGGGGGGACGCCAAGGCCGGGCCCCCCCCACCCACACCACUCCUGGGGAGAUGGAGGUGGAGUGAGCCGUUUCCUGUAGCGGACCCCCCCACCCCGCCCUGCCCCAUGUGUACCUGCUGCGUGCCCGCCCCCCCCCACCCCCUCCCACCCCUGUAG
This is a messenger RNA of Clupea harengus (Atlantic herring), 2322 nucleotides long. RefSeq names its product heat shock protein 4 like (gene hspa4l). The transcript has 18 exons. Gene Ontology annotation, biological process: protein folding. The record is from RefSeq and is a predicted model, not a curated record. Gene Ontology annotation, molecular function: ATP-dependent protein folding chaperone; ATP binding. The annotation marks the transcript as partial. Gene Ontology annotation, cellular component: cytosol; nucleus. NCBI's taxonomy places the organism in Eukaryota, Metazoa, Chordata, Actinopteri, Clupeiformes, Clupeidae.